This is a messenger RNA of Rotaria sp. Silwood2, 804 nucleotides long. The record is from the annotation of a GenBank genome assembly. NCBI's taxonomy places the organism in Eukaryota, Metazoa, Rotifera, Eurotatoria, Philodinida, Philodinidae.
AUGAUAUUUUUACUAUUUUCUUUUAUUACUUUCACCCAAGGAAAUACAGACAUUGUACAAUGUCCACCAUCAAGGAUAACAAUUGAAAAUUCUCUUUAUAAUGCAAAUAUUCCGGGUCUUGCAGCAAUUGUAAUCAAUUCAACUAAUAUUCUUUAUGAACAAUCAUUUGGUUAUAAUGCACCUCCAAUAAAAAAUGAACGUCAACCAAUUGAUUCUUUGAAAACAAUUUUUGUCUUAGCUUCUAUAUCACAAACAUUCAUUGCCGUAGCUGUUAUGAAACUUGUUGAAUUGCAUAAACUUGAACUUGAUAAAAACAUUAAUCAAUAUCUACCGUCUCAUAUGAAAGUUAUUCAUCCAUUUUAUCCAAAUAUUUCUAUCACAAUGUGUUAUAUACUUUCACACACGUCCGGUAUUGGACCAAAUUUUAACGAAGAAAUAAAACAUUAUGUACCAAAUGAUGAUUUUACUAAAACAAAUCUUAGUGAUAUUAUUUUAUCAUAUAUAAAUAAUAAGUCAAAUUGGUUAUCUAAACCGCCUGGAACUGUAACGCACUACUCUAAUAUUGGGGCUAGUUUAGCUGCAUUGAUUGUUGAACAACUAGCACAAAUUCCAUUUGAACAAUAUGUACGAGAAAAAAUUCUUCAACCAUUAGGUAUUAAUAAAAACGACGCUGGUUAUCGAUUGAGUGAUUUUGAAAAUAGAAAAAAAGAUUUAAUAGAACAUUAUCUAUUUAAUUCAUCUUGGCUUGAACAAGCACAAAAUUUAUUACCACAAUUAAAUAUUAGACGAGUAAGUUGUUACUAA